Messenger RNA from Komagataella phaffii GS115, 1575 nucleotides. RefSeq lists its product as uncharacterized. Bases 1 to 1575 code for a protein of 524 amino acids. Lineage: Eukaryota; Fungi; Ascomycota; Pichiomycetes; Pichiales; Pichiaceae. Gene Ontology annotation, cellular component: fungal-type vacuole membrane. The record is from RefSeq and is a predicted model, not a curated record. The transcript has a single exon.
AUGUCUUAUAGUGCUACUCUGGACUCCGAAUCUGCAAUAUCGAUUUACCGGGCGCCCAAAGCGACUUUCGUCAAAAGAUUAGUCCAGAUAGGAUGCGCAAUGUUCUGGUGUUUGCUAGCGGCUGGCCCCAUAUUCGGUUUUGCUGCGUUGAAACCAGUGCUCAUUGACCAAGGCAUCUACCAUGAAAAAUGUAAAGCCGAAGAACUCACGUUUGGUAAACUCGAUGAGAUGUUGCAAAGCACAAUUUCCUCAAAAGAGAAAGAUCUUUGUCCAGCUCAAGACUUGUCACUAAACUUUAUGUUCACACUUGCUGCUGUAGUGACAAAUGCCGCUGCUCUGCUGGUUGGUCAUGUCCUAGAUACCUAUGGUCCAAGAGUCACAGGAAUAACAGGAGCUGUUUUGUUGGCACUAGCAAGUUUGCUACUGAGAGACGGUGACAAACUACCCUUUGACGGGUACCGUUACGGGUACUCUCUACUAGCCUUGGGUGGACCCUUUGUGUUUAUAUCUUGCUUUCAAUUGGCAAACUCAUUUCCCAGAAACUCUGGAUUGGUUUUGGCAUUACUGACUGGAGCAUUUGAUACUUCAUCUGCUUUGUUUUUGUUCUACCGCCUCAUUUACCAAAAUGAUAUCAUCAAAAAUCUUACGUUGCAUAGAUUCUUUAGCUUCUACUUGGUGGUACCGGCUUUCAUUUUGAUAUGUCAACUCACUAUUAUGCCUAAGGACUCCUACAAGACAUCCAAUACACUUGCUAAGAUUACAGUGGAAGGAAUCGAUGAAACUGGUAUUCCUAUCACAAUCGAUGAGGCCUCACAGCUCUUGCCAAGGGAAACCAUUAGCAGAAGAAACUCGAUAAGAACAAUCUACGAAGAGGAAGCUGAAAAUAAAUUGGUAAAGCAAACCGGUAUAUUUGGAGCUUUGCAUGGAAAGACUGUGAAGCAGCAAAUUUUCACUCCUUGGUUCUAUUUGAUGGCCCUGUUCACCUCAGUACAGAUGCUACGUAUAAACUUUUUUGUUGCUACUAUAAGAGCUCAAGAGCAGUACUUUUUUGACUCCAAGACAGCUGCCGUUAUCAACCAAUUCUUUGAUGUCGCAUUACCUGCAGGAGGUAUCAUUUCUAUUCCAUUCAUUGGAUUCUUUUUGGACAACUUCAAAACUGUGACCGUGAUCCAACUUUUACUUGGAAUAUCUCUGCUCAUUGGAAUAUUAGGAGUGAUUGCAAACGAGGCCUGUGCCCUUUUGGGAAUAGUGCUCCUAGUUGUUUAUAGACCUUUCUAUUACACUGCGGUCUCUGAUUUCUGUGCCAAAGUGUUUGGUUUUGAUACUUUUGGAACAGUUUACGGUACUAUCAUUUGUCUUUCGGGAUUUUGCAAUUUGAUUCAAAAGUACUUGGAUACUCUGAUGCAUGACACCUUCCAAAUGAACCCAAUCCCGGUUAACAUUUUGCUGGUUUCCAUAACUGCUUUAUUCGGAGGUUUGCUGGUCUUUUUUAUUAUUGGUCAAGAGAAGGAGAUAAAAAAAGCCCAAUUGAUAUUGGAGGCUGAGAAUGCCGACGUAGUUGAUAUGCCAAACUAG